AUGAAAAGUUACACCAUUACAGACAGAAAAUCUACAAAUAUACUUGGAAUGUUAUCAAUCCUUCUCUUUCUCUCUCUCUCUCAUUGCUUUCCUCAGUUGCUUAAUUUUUCUUCCAUUCUUUUGUACCAUGUUCUUUCUUUUCCAUUUUCCUCCUCUGUCUGUCCUUUUUCACUUUCCUAUCCCUGCUCUCUCCCUUCAAAUCUAUACCCUCUCUCUCUCUCUCUCUCUCUUUCUCUUUCUCUUUCUUUUCCUUGGUUGCUUAGUUUUUCUUCCACUCUUUUUUCCACAGUGUUCUUUCCUUUUAUUUUCUCCACUUUCUCACAGUUCUUUCACACUCUCCCCUCCCUGUACAUUUCCUUCAAAUUGUUCCCUAUUCUCUCUCUCAGGCAUAUUCUUUUUAUUUCUUUCUUUUCCUUUUUCUUUGUUAGCCUUAACCUCUGUUGGCAUUCUAUUUCCUUUACUUCUCAUUCUCUCCCUUUUUUUUUCUCCUUUCACUUUCUUUGCAUCAUUAUUCAUCAUUUUCAUUUUUGGCUAAUCUUCAUCUUCUUCUUAAUAAUUAAUUCUUCAUUUCUCCCUCCUCCAUUCUCUUUGUGCUCUUUUCUUUUUAUUGCCAUUUUUCUUCAUCACUUUUCUUUCUUUUCUCUCUUUUCUUCUUACUUCCCUGUCUUUUUUUUUUAUCUUUACUCUUUCUGA
Molecule: messenger RNA, 693 nt
Organism: Acanthosepion pharaonis
Lineage: Eukaryota; Metazoa; Mollusca; Cephalopoda; Sepiida; Sepiidae
Source: the annotation of a GenBank genome assembly